AUGCAGCCCAGGGUCCUCCUCAUUGCUGCUCUCCUGGCACUCUUGGCCACAGCCUGGGCUGUCCAGCCUGAACCUGACGAUGCAUCCUUUCCGGGAGUCAUGCACUACAUGCAUCAGGCUGCCAAGACCGCCCAGGAUGCGCUGACCACUGUACGGGAGUCCCAAGUGGCCCAGCAAGCCAAGGGCUGGGUGACUGAUGGCUUCAGCUCCCUGAAAGACUACUGGAGCACGUUUAAGGGCAAGUUCACCGGGCUCUGGGAUCAGGUCACUGACGCCCAACCAACUCUGAUCCCUGAAGACUUCUAG
Molecule: messenger RNA, 306 nt
Organism: Chrysochloris asiatica (Cape golden mole)
Lineage: Eukaryota; Metazoa; Chordata; Mammalia; Afrosoricida; Chrysochloridae
Gene: APOC3
Product: apolipoprotein C-III
Exons: 3
Coding region: 1-306 (101 amino acids)
Biological process (GO): triglyceride homeostasis; negative regulation of triglyceride catabolic process; negative regulation of high-density lipoprotein particle clearance
Cellular component (GO): very-low-density lipoprotein particle; intermediate-density lipoprotein particle; extracellular region
Molecular function (GO): high-density lipoprotein particle receptor binding; phospholipid binding; lipase inhibitor activity
Source: RefSeq, a predicted model, not a curated record